GCAGUCGUACUCCCUCGGCAGUUCUCUGUCAGUAAGCGAGCGGGUAGCACGGCUUCGUGCGUGUAAGACCCGGCGCGGCUCCUGUUGGAAUUAUUUGACACACACGGACUUAUUUAUUUAUUUAUUUGCCGGGGUGGGGGGGACAAAUUUAACAAGUUGUUUUAUAUAACACGGGAAUAAUGCCCGGGAUCAUCAAUAAAAAUCCGGACGUGGAGUUUGACUCCUUACAGCCCUGCUUUUAUCCUGAUGAAGACUAUUUUUAUUUCGGUGGUCCUGACGCCGCUCCACCUGGGGAGGACAUCUGGAAAAAAUUCGAGCUGCUGCCGACGCCGCCUCUUUCCCCGAGCCGGGCUGCGCUGCAAGGCGACCCUGCCUCGGGAUCACCAGAUUGCGACCCGCUUGGCUUCGACUCCCAGGACCCGUUGGACUGGGCUUCAGAGCUACUGCUGCUGCCAGAAGACGACCUUUGGGGUAGCGGUAGCUCGGACGGGGAUCUUUUUGGUGCUGGAUUAGAGAGUAACUUGAACUCCAUCAUCAUCCAAGACUGCAUGUGGAGCGGGUUUUCUGCCCGUGAGAAGCUGGAACGAGUGGUUAGUGAGAAACUGGGAAAAGCGAUUUCUGCAGCGGCUCAGUGCGCUGGGAACAAGACGGUCGAGUUGAACAAUUCGGUCCCGGAAUGCGUGGACCCGGCCGUGGUUUUCCCCUUUCCUGUGAAUAAAGGCGAGGUCAGAGGCAGCUCGCCUGGGACGGUUACGCCGGCACGGUCAAACAGCAGCGCCGAUGACACUCCCAGCGACUCUGAUGAUGAUGACGAGGAGGAGGAGGAGGAGGAUGAUGAGGAUGAGGAUGAGGAGGAUGAAGAUGAAGAAGAGAUUGAUGUUGUAACAGUCGAGAAGAGACGUAGUUCUGCCAGCAAACCUGUUACCACUCUCACCAUUACAGUCCGAUCAAAAAACAAUAAUUCAAGUAGUAACAGUAGCAGCAACACAUCUGCAUCAAGGGUUCCACAAGAAUUCAUCCUUAAAAGAUGUGCUCCCAUACACCAGCAGCAUAAUUAUGCAGCCCCUUCUUCUUACACAGAGUGUGAGGAAGUGCCACCAGUGAAAAAAAUCAAGAAUGAGGCUCCAAGGCCAGCCAAAAAUCUAAUGCCAGCAAGGGCCAAGAGCGCUAGCCCCAGGAGUUCAGAUUCAGAGGACAGUGAGCGACGGCGCAAUCACAACAUUCUGGAGAGGCAACGGCGCAAUGACCUGAGGUCAAGUUUCCUCACUCUUAGGGACCAUGUACCAGAACUAGUGAAAAAUGAGAAAGCUGCAAAAGUGGUGAUCUUGAAAAAGGCCACAGAAUAUGUGCAUUCUCUGGAAGCUGAAGAACACCGGCUGCAGCUUGAAAAAGAAAGGCUUCAGGUGAGGCGACAGCAGUUGCUCAAAAGAAUAGAACAUGCAAGGACUCGCUAAGACGUUUCAUGCAUCAGGACUGUCACUGCCACUUUUGCACAUUUCUUUGACGUUAAGAAUGUUGGGUUUUACUUUCAAUCUAUUCCCAUAAACACACACACACACACAAACAAAUCACAUUGUGUUUUUUUUUUUUCUUUUUUAAUUGGUUCAUUUUUUGAGAUUCAAAAUAAUUGAUACUGUAGUGUACAGCUCUGUGUGAGAGACAGUGUGUAUGCGUGUCCAGUGCUCUUUCUUUGCCUUUAUCACUUUGAGAAAGACAAUGGACUGUAUUGCCAUAUUGUGGAAGUUAACAGAAUUAAGGUGGCAUCUGUCUUAAUCCAUAUAGUUCAUUCCUGAUUUUCAGUGGUGCUUCAUUACGAAAUAUAUACUUUUGGGGAUGCAUUACAGAAGAACAAUUUGUACUCAUUUUUUUGUAAAUAAUAUUUACACUUUCUGCCUUUUUUGUACAAUUCUGGUUUGUUAUUUUUAAAUGUUGAAGCUGCCAAUAUUAGACUGGAAGUUUAUAUACCUUUAAAGUACUGUAAUACCUCAAUGUUUGAGGAUCAUACAAUUUUUGUAUACAAACAUAUUGUUAAUCUCCGUUAUGUACUGUACUAAUUCUUACACACCUGUAUACUUUAGUGUGAUGCUGAUACAUAACUAAAUUUGAUACUUAUAUUUUCGUAUGAAAAUGAGUUGUGACUUUUAAGUAGAUAUUACUUUAUCCUUUUUUCAUACUAAAAAGAAAAUUCUUUUGUACAGAAAUUCACUCUAUAAAAGUUUACCUAUCCUUUUUGUUCUUCCUGUUUAUUUGUUACUGUUGGGUGCAUAGAACUGGGUAAAAGGAAAUGAUCUUUGUUUUGUUUUGAUGUAUAUUUAGUGCUGCAACUAAUAGCACUUUGAAAUACCUCAUGUUUACGGAAAUAAAUUAGAAUAAGAAAAAA
Molecule: messenger RNA, 2380 nt
Organism: Polypterus senegalus (gray bichir)
Lineage: Eukaryota; Metazoa; Chordata; Cladistia; Polypteriformes; Polypteridae
Gene: mycn
Product: MYCN proto-oncogene, bHLH transcription factor
Exons: 3
Coding region: 180-1454 (424 amino acids)
Biological process (GO): regulation of transcription by RNA polymerase II
Molecular function (GO): DNA-binding transcription factor activity, RNA polymerase II-specific; RNA polymerase II cis-regulatory region sequence-specific DNA binding; protein dimerization activity
Source: RefSeq, a predicted model, not a curated record